AUGAGAACUGGCUGGGGAAAUAAAACAAAAACACAAGAGCUACUUCCUUACGAAUAUGGAGAUGGCAAUCCAGUACCAACCAUCAUCUUCAAGGACCUCCCGUCGACAUUUCAUGCCUAUGUGAUCUCCAUCAUUUUCGCCUUCACUGGAUCGUUUAGCUCGUUGUUGAUUCGCGACAAGGUCAAGUAUGCAAAGUACGAAAAGUUCAGCCGGUUUUACUCCCUGGUUUUUAUGGUAUUCGCUGUAGCAAUCCUCGUCUAUGCUGUCUCCUUGUCGUGUUUGGUCACAGGUGAUGAGAAGAUGCAAGUGGUGCCAGCUUGA
Dovyalis caffra is the source of this 321-nucleotide messenger RNA. The record is from the annotation of a GenBank genome assembly. NCBI's taxonomy places the organism in Eukaryota, Viridiplantae, Streptophyta, Magnoliopsida, Malpighiales, Salicaceae.